Messenger RNA from Fonsecaea erecta, 1383 nucleotides. RefSeq lists its product as hypothetical. The record is from RefSeq and is a predicted model, not a curated record. Bases 1 to 1383 code for a protein of 460 amino acids. Gene Ontology annotation, biological process: protein deneddylation. NCBI's taxonomy places the organism in Eukaryota, Fungi, Ascomycota, Eurotiomycetes, Chaetothyriales, Herpotrichiellaceae. The transcript is spliced from 2 exons. Gene Ontology annotation, molecular function: protein binding; metallopeptidase activity. Gene Ontology annotation, cellular component: COP9 signalosome.
AUGGCUGAACCCUCGACGAAUCCCCUCCUCUCCUCGAAACCCUCAGAAAAUGACCUCGCCGUCUCUCUCCAUCCCCUCGUUCUCCUCACCAUAUCGGACCAAGUCACAAGACAUUCAGUGCGAAAACAGUCAGGCCCGGUGGCGGGUGCGCUUCUUGGUCAGCGGAAAGGCAGAGAGAUUACAGUGGAACACGCUUUCCCUGCAGCAUUGGUGAGACAUGAAGAAGGGCCAUGGCGAUUCAACCUCGAGUGGAUGGAAACGAGGAUCCAGCAAUAUAUUGCCGUCCAUAAAUCACCCGCUCUAACGUUCGUUGGCUGGUUUACCCUUGGUCCUCCUGAAGGUCCACUACCCGAAUUUGUGCAUCUUCAGGAACAAGCCAUCGAGCUGUGUAAUGAUAACGCCAUCCUCCUCACAUUACACCCCGAAGCAAUCCAGUCAGGGGACACUGGUGGAGGGAAACUGCCCAUCACGAUUUACGAGAGCGUCGACGACCGUGAACAUUCCAAGGAUGACGGGUCAAUGCACACCGAUAGGGAAGAGGGGUCAAUGCAGAUUGACGCAGAAGAAAAGUCCGUCCCCAGAUUCCGCCCACUGCCAUACACAAUCGAGACAGACGAGACAGAAAUGAUUGCAAUAGACUACGUUGCGAAAGGGGCGGGUGGCGCAGUGACAAUCGACGAUGCACCCUCCGAGGAGCCAGCUUCAGGACCAGUCGAAUCACCGCAGUCGGACAGAAAGGGCAAAAUGCGAGCGGAUCCAGGCCCGGAGGUUCUCGAUGUACAAGGAACAAAUGGUGCAGAGGAGCUACUGAAGGCCCUCACUCCGGAAGAAGAAGACCACAUCGCUGGGAUGACGACCCGGCUUAACGGCGUAAAGAUGCUCCAGUCACGACUUGAACUCUUGAGAACCUUUAUUCAGUCCCUUCCGCCCUCAUGUAUCUCCGCCCUAGGCAUCAACACGGAAACCAUUCCACUGACCGCGACGACCCCGGAUCUACCUCAUGUCCCUCACUUACGCAACAUUCAAGCCCUGCUCACACGCCUCUCCCUCCUUACUCCUCCCACAGCGUCCACCCAGGAGAAUCCCUUGGCAUCCGCAUCCCUCGCACAGUCCAACGAUGUCUCCCUCGUCAGCCUUCUCGCUCUACUAGGCCAAGACAUCCAGGCCUUUUCAGAGCUUGGUCGAAAAGCCGUCACGGUGGAAGCCAACAAGAGUCAUUCAAAGGGCAAGCAACAACAAGGAGGAGGCCCGAAGGGUGCCGGUGGAGGCGGAGGCAAAUUAGGGCCCGGCGGAUCAAGUGGCUUUGUGGACACGGAUGAAGGCAAUGUUCGCUUUCCUGGCACGGUUGGAUUCACCAACACGGGAGCGUCAGCCAUGGUUUAG